Messenger RNA from Lampris incognitus (smalleye Pacific opah), 408 nucleotides. RefSeq names its product urotensin-related peptide 1 (gene urp1). The transcript has 5 exons. The record is from RefSeq and is a predicted model, not a curated record. Gene Ontology annotation, biological process: blood vessel diameter maintenance; regulation of blood pressure. Gene Ontology annotation, cellular component: extracellular region. NCBI's taxonomy places the organism in Eukaryota, Metazoa, Chordata, Actinopteri, Lampriformes, Lampridae. Bases 1 to 408 code for a protein of 135 amino acids. Gene Ontology annotation, molecular function: hormone activity.
AUGCUUUCUGCAGCACUAUUUUACGUUUUAGCUGUAUUUUGUUCUGCAAGGACACAUGCUUUACCUCUAUACUCUGAGUCCAACUUGGAGCCCCAGGCAGACUUCCUACAGAAAUUAAUGUCAGAGGUGGAGGCUGGUGCGAGCAACGCUCAGGGGUCUCAGACGGAGGUGAACGACUUGCACCCUCUCCUGAUGCAGCACAGUGGUGGCAGGGACUCUUGGAAUAAAGGGGCAAAUGAUUUUGGACAACAGGAUAAACUGGCCAACAUGGUUGACGACUUCAAAGAAGUGGUUUUGAAGCUGGCGGCUGCUGACAAGCUUCGCUCUCAGGGUUUCUUCAGGUCAGAGGCAAGCUUGCCUAAAACCAGCAAGAGAGCAUGUUUCUGGAAAUACUGCGUGACCAACUAG